UUUGAUAUUGACAAGACGAACGGUCGUAUCGUUACUAAUGGAUCACUUGAUCGAGAAAAAGUUUCAGUUUUUACGUUAACAAUAACAGCAUAUGACGGAGCAGUGAUCGAGAAAAGACGAUCUACAAACGCAACAGUCAUUAUUACAUUGCUUGAUGUCAACGAUAAUACUCCUUACUUUGCAGAAUAUCCAGCGCACUAUAUUGUUCCAGAAAAUACACGGAUUGGCGAAACUGCUGCUAUAAUUGAUGUUCGCGAUCCUGACGCUGGCGAAAAUGGGGCACUAAAUUUUACGAUGCUUUCAUGUGAUUUAUGCGGCUACUUCAUACUAAAUUCCACUACUGGAGCUUUCAUUACUAAUAAGAGCUUGGAACUAGAAAAUUCGACUACAUUACUACCGUAUACAAAUUUUACGUUUAAUAUUCACGUUGCAGACCGUGGUACUCCACAGCCCAGAGCAAUUACUGGAAUAGUUAUCUUAACAGUUAUACCGACUAAUGAAUAUGCACCAGUAUUUACUCGAACUAACUUAUCCCUAACAUUAGCAGAGAACACGAAGGUUGGACAUUUAGUAGUGAAAGUUUUAGCUACAGAUCGAGAUAUCGAUCGCCACGGUAUCGUGGAUUACUACAUUGAAUCAGGAAACUUUCGUAAGACAUUCUCUAUUGCUAAAACAAACGGUGAAAUUAUUUUAAUGCAACCACUAGAUUAUGAAACAUAUUCGUCGUAUAAACUCGUAAUUACAGCACAAAAUGGUCAAGAUUACAAGAAGGCUACAAAGAUGACCGUUCACAUAACGGUUACUGAUAUACCAGAC
This is a messenger RNA of Trichoplax adhaerens, 816 nucleotides long. RefSeq lists its product as uncharacterized. Lineage: Eukaryota; Metazoa; Placozoa; Uniplacotomia; Trichoplacea; Trichoplacidae. The record is from RefSeq and is a predicted model, not a curated record. The transcript has a single exon. Gene Ontology annotation, biological process: homophilic cell-cell adhesion. Gene Ontology annotation, molecular function: calcium ion binding. Gene Ontology annotation, cellular component: plasma membrane. The annotation marks the transcript as partial.